Messenger RNA from Trichogramma pretiosum, 5948 nucleotides. Its product is annotated as pre-mRNA cleavage complex 2 protein Pcf11-like. Bases 803 to 5626 code for a protein of 1607 amino acids. Lineage: Eukaryota; Metazoa; Arthropoda; Insecta; Hymenoptera; Trichogrammatidae. Gene Ontology annotation, molecular function: mRNA binding; RNA polymerase II complex binding. Gene Ontology annotation, biological process: termination of RNA polymerase II transcription. The transcript is spliced from 19 exons. Gene Ontology annotation, cellular component: cytoplasm; mRNA cleavage factor complex. The record is from RefSeq and is a predicted model, not a curated record.
GUAAUGAGUAAGCUGCAGUCUGCAUGGCUGCAUGAGCCUUAGUGUGUAGUUAUAAUCGAUUAAUUGAUCUGUCUUCGUUAACAGUGAGUAAUUUUAGUCGUGUGCGUGAUCGAUACAUUGUCUCGUUCUUCAAUCGAUAGAUGCUUAUCGAUUUUAAUGGGUUAGUUGGUGCUUUAUAUCAAUAACCUUCAAGAAAAUACUAUUAAAAGUGUCGCGAGUCGCGGGUGAAAUUUGCGGUCUCUAAUGAGUAAUGAUAUUUAGGGACAGAAGAUUUAUUAGAUUGUAAUGUCGAUAUGAGCCAUGAACGGACAAGUGAUAUUAUAGACAAUGACUUUAGGUCACUCGUGCAUUAUUCGCGUUACAGCUCGAUAUACUUUGAUUUAAAGCGAUAAAAUAUAUGAUUGUGGCCAUCGUUCAAUACAUUGCAAUAUCUAGUUCAGUUGGGAGACGAUUUAAUUCCAAGCUAGAUAAUGUUUUUUAUAGUUUUGUGCCUGAAUGUGCAUUGCAUAUGUCUUUAGGCUUUUCGUUCAUGUAUACAUUUACACAUACAUUAAAAUGUACAUAUAGCUAUACACUUGGAUGAGGUUAUGUACACUCACGAACAUUGAACACUCUGUAUGUGUGAAUACUUUCAGAGUAUUUAGAGCGAAAUAAUAACGCAGGCAAUCAGCGUCCACUACUUGUGUACUUACAUUAAAUACACUUACAAAUCAUUUGUUUAUCUUUGAAAUUCACCAAGCAGUACUCGAAUAUUAAUUAUAUUUGUGCAGGUUGUUUUCCGUCACUGUAACGUUAUCAAGAAAUGCUCUCCGACAUGAAUCCAUUGAGUCAAGGAAAAGCAACUGAGAUCGUGGAAGAGUAUGUUUCUUCUCUCCAAGAUCUCAAAUCCAACAGCAAACCUUACAUCAAUAUGUUGACACAAUUAGCUGAAGAUUACAUUGAAUACGCAUCAGCGAUAGUUGCAGCAGUAGAAGUCCAUUUGCUAAAGGUGCGGAAUGAGAUCAAACUACCUGUACUUUAUCUCAUCGAUUCCAUUGUUAAAAACUUGGGUGGAUCCUAUUUAGAACUUUUCUCAAAGAAUAUAGUCCAAACAUUUUGCAAAGUAUUUGAGAAGGUGGACGAAAGUACAAGGUCAAAGAUGUGGAAGCUGAGAAAUACAUGGAAUGACAUUUUCCCUGCCAAGCAGUUAUAUGAUUUAGAUGUACAAGUUAACAAUAUUGAUCCAGCCUGGCCAAUAGUGUCAGUUGCAAAAUCGCUACCAACAUCAGCUCCAAAACAUGUAAUACAUGUUAACCCGCAAUUUUUGAAGCAGAAUGCACCGAAACCAGUGGCUGAAGUAUCUCCAUCUAAACCUGCCCCGUAUUCAGGUAAAACAGUACUCGAUAAGAUUGUACCUGACAAAAAAUUACCCUCGAAGCAAAUAGAAAUAGAAGCAUCACUGCAAGAACAGAAAAUGCGAGAUGAGUUGUUGAGAAAGCAUGAAGAAUUAAAAAAAUUGGAGUUGAAAAAACAGGAGCUCGAACAAGCUGCACUACAGCACAGACAAACAAUUACAAAAUCUGAUAAAUUUGCCAAUUGUGGUUCUUCUAAAGUACCUAUGAUAAAUAAACCUAGCACAUCUUCAAAUAUUGUUGACAACUUGGAUAAAAAGUCCGUAGAGAAAACGUUGACGAUACAAAGUAGAGCAAAAUUAACAACUCCUAGCCUGCAUCCCACCGAUCCUCGGAAAAAAACAGUUGCUGCUCUUCAAAAUGGCAAUAUUGAACCGAGUUUACCGUCAAGUUCGCAUUCAAAACCAAAAAGUUGUAGUCCAACGCCAAAAACACAUACUUCCCCAAGAAUAUCAUCGCCACCACCACCUCUGAUAACAAAAUUACGCGAUCGUUCCAUCAGCCCGAUUAAGGUAGAACCUCGUAAUCCAUCACCCCCUUUAUCGCCAACAAAAUCGUCAUCCUCGUCGUCAACAAAACGCAGAAGAAGUAGCAAGUCUUCACCUCACAAAAAGUCUCGAAAACGUAGUCAUUCGCCAGAUGAACAUCGUAGCAGACAUCAUCGGCAUCAUCGUCAACACAGGCCUAAAGAUCAGAGUUCUGCCGACGAAGAAAAAUCUGGUGGAUCCAUUAGUUUAUCACCCCAAUCUGUUAGUCCCGAAAAAAGUGGCAGAAGUAGGAAAAGAACAAGAGAAAGUAAGAGUCCGGAGAUUACAUGCAAAGAAGAGAGCAAAAGGAAAGACUGCUGUGAUAAUAAAGAUGAAGAUCUUAGAGUUGCUGCAAUUGCUAUGAAAGAAAUAAAAGAUUUGGAUUUGCGAGUCCUUCCACCGAUUCCGAGCAAAAGACAGCCAACUGAUACAAUUUCAAGUCAAUCGAAAAAAAGCAAGAGCGAAGUAUUUGACGAACUGUUCGGCAAAGAAGACGUAGAUCUACGAUUACUUGCGCCAGUUACAAAAACGGCGCAACUUGUUACUUCAGCACUACCAUCUGUACCUCCACCACCUAAAAUAUCAAAUGAUUUGAAGGAUAAUGAUAGCGAUAGCAGGUCGAAAUUUGAACAUUCGCGUAAUGAUUCCAAUCGUUCUUCAAUCCGAGAUCGUCCAUCGCGUCAAAAAGCCUUCAACAAAACAGAAAAACGAGGCAACAGAGAAUAUAGCGAAAGAAAUUCUGAUAGAAAUAUCGAAAUUAUAAUGAAACAAGCUGCAGAACAACUCAACCAAGGAACUAUAACGAAAGCUCAGUACAACAAGUUGAUACAAGAAGUUUUACAUAUGAGUGAGGAUCAAAAACUCAAAGCCGCUCAGAGAAAAGAAUGGGAAAGUAAAGGUUGGGAAAGAGGAGACAAAGGACUGCGAGGGAAGGAUCAUGGUAUGCAUCCUAGAGUACCUGGUCCUCGUUGGCAAUCACCCUGGCAUCAACCCUGGACACACGGUCCUGGUUCAUUUGGCACACCUCCUUUUCGUCCACCAGAUUUUCGGCCAAUGGGUCCUUGGCAAAGUCACCCUCGGCUCUUUGGUCCUGGACCAAUGCGACCUGAUUUCCAUCAUCAAUUUCACAGUGGCUACAAUCCUCGUCUUGGACCACCACCUAUGGGUCCUAAUGGACCUAUUAUGCUUCCUAAUCCUAUGUUGGGACCAAUGGGACCUAUCGCCACUAACCUUAUGAUGCCUGUCUUAUCUAAACGUUUCUCAACUUCUCCCGAUCUGAAUAACAAAAAUGAAGUCGAUGAAAUGAGUUCCAGCUCUAGUGGUAGCAACACCCCAGUAACGAACGUAAAUAAUGAUGAUCUACCGCCAGCUGAUCUUAAAAUGGUCGAAGAAAUAGAAAAGGAUUCUAUGAAAUCAAUCAACAUUGAUAAUGUACCCAGAGAAAUAAGGUAUUAUGACAACCAAGGUGUAAUAUUUAUGCAUUGGAACGAUCCUAGAGAUAUUGGUUUUCAAAAUGGAGCCAGAAAAAUUUACAUCGAUGGAAAAGAAGUGGCUGUUUGUAGCUUCAAUGAUGAUUUUAGAGAAUUUAAUUAUGAUGGUACCAUUUAUAGGAUAAAGCUGGGAGCUCCAACGCGUGAAUUAUUUAUAAACGAUAAAUGGUAUCAGUGUUACUUUGGAGGUGCAUCAAUACCCGUUGAACUGAAUGGCAAAAAAGUUAAUGUUAAAUUAGAUGGACCAGCGCCGCAAGUGAAGAUUGGUCAAUUGAAGCGAACCGAUCUGGUAAUCGGUAAAAUUAAUUUAAUCAUUAAUGCCAGAAGUAUGGUUCCAGUUUUCUUGGACGCCAAGCCUCAAUUGAUUGAAAUCGAAGGCAAACCAAUUAUUCUUAAGUUUAUCGAUUCUCUUAAAGUAGUUUUACUCAAUGGUAAAGCUUUUCCUGUCGAGUUUGGCGGUUUGCCUAAACCAGUUGUGAUUCAAGGAAAGAAACAUUUUUUGCGCUUUUCCGCAUUACCGAUGGGAUUUAAAGCUGGUUACGUAAAAAUUGCCGGUAUGGAGGGUGAACAACCAAAAGAGAUGGAAGAUCAACGAUCCCCCGCGAGCUUACCGCAGUUGGAAAAUUCCAAUAAUUCCGUGCCGUCUCCGAUUGAACCUGAUUCUGGAUCUCAAGAUGGUAUAGAUCAAUCUUACAUCCCUAAAUCUGAUCUUCGCCUGGAUGUUUUGUCAUCAGCGGUACCAUCAGCAAUGGCACCAUCAUCGGGUCUUUCUUAUCAAACAGAUUUAACUAUAGAAAAUGCAUCAGCGCUCAGCGCUCAGUUACCGUUAAAUCUUAAUGAACUUUAUCAAAAGUUGGUUGAAACAGGAAUUGUGACGAAUCUUCUUGAACCAAAAAAACCAGAAGAAGAAGAGAAAAAAAUUGAAGAAACUGUUCAAGUGUCAUUCGAUAAGCCAGAGAGCUUAAAAUUAAGGAAUCCUGCAGUCAUUGAAACACUUUACAGCGGAAUUCAAUGUGGAAGCUGUCCUGACAGAUUUGCCCCUGAAAUGGCUACGCAUUACAGUCAUCAUUUAGAUUGGCACUUCAGGCAGAACCGUAAAGAAAAAGAAUCAUCGAAAAAAGCACAUUCCAGAACUUGGUAUUAUGAAUUUAAUGAAUGGGCACAGUUUGAAGAGAUAGAAGACCUUGAAGAUAGAGCGCAAAGUUGGUUUGAAAUCGAAAGGCAGACGAUGGAAAACGAAAAUGCUACUACUGAAGACGUGUUUCCUGACACCAUGCAGCCUACCGUUCCCGCUGGCAUGGAUGACGAUGCCUUUUGUCAAGUUUGCAGAGAGGCAUUCGAACAAUUCUAUCACGAUGAAAAAGAAGAAUGGCACCUUAGACCGGCUAUUAGUUUCGAUAACAAAAAUUUUCAUCCUAUAUGCUUAGAAGAUUAUAAGGAAAAACUUUUUGUGAAAUCUUUCGAGGAUGAACAUGUUCUAUCACCUCCAUUAUCGCCUGCACCAAAUGACAAUGAAACUAAUAACGUUGAUGAUGAUCCGGAUGUAGACAAGUUGGAUGUAAAACUAGAAGCAGAAGAAACAAAUGAAAACAAUUGUGAAAUGCAAACAAUGAGUGAUGAUAUUUCACUUGAAAAAAUAAAAUGUGAACCAGCUGAAGAACUCGUUGAACCUGAAAUGGAAGAACCAGAAAAAAAUAAUUCAGUUGUAAAAGCAAAUUUAGAAGGAAGUGAUACUGAAACAAAUUGUGAACACGAAAUGGCCACGCUUGUGAAGGAGGAAAUUUUAACACCCUAUCAACACAUUGAUGAUACAAACAUCUCAAAAUCAAUCGAGGACCAAUCAAGUAAUUUAACUACCGAAUCGUCAAAUGACUGUGGAGCAGCAGAUGAAAGUACAAUACGAACUUCGGUUGAUUCAACACAAGUUGAAGUCAAAAGUACCAUUGAUGGUAAUGUAGAGUUAGAGUCCUCAAUAUCUGCUGUGCCGGCUACUCAAUCUAAAAUUAAAAUCAACAUUACCAAACCAAUUGGAACUAUGAAUGAAUCUGCCCGGGAAAAAACUCAUGCAAAAGAAGAACCUAAUGCGAUUGAAGAAGAACUGGAAGUGCCACCAAAACCGAAAUCAAUUAAGCCAGCUAUUCGUAAUAAAGAAUUGAAGGUUUUAUCAAAAACUGUUUGUAAAGGUGAAGAGCUUUCAGGGCUAUGUUCAGUAAUGUAAAUGUAUUAUAAAAAUGCAAAAUGUAUUGUACAUAAUAAUCAACACUGAUUUGAUGAUUGCAUUGCAUAUUCGUUGAUUAUGUUCAUAGAAAAUUUUCAGUGCAUAAAGUUUGUUUCAACAAAUUUGAUUACAAAGUGCACAGAUGAAUGAUUGUUUAUAAAUAGAAAAAAAAUUAAGUAUGAAAUUAUAAGAAACUGUAAAUAGUUUUCUAAGUACUGUGAUGUUGUGUAAAUAUUUACUUCAAUGUUUAUGAUAACUGCGAUUUUACAAUUAUUGUAACGAUAAAAAACAACAAGGAUUCAGCAUAAGCUUUAUUUUAUUA